Fraxinus pennsylvanica is the source of this 342-nucleotide messenger RNA. The record is from the annotation of a GenBank genome assembly. Lineage: Eukaryota; Viridiplantae; Streptophyta; Magnoliopsida; Lamiales; Oleaceae.
AUGGGUUCUUAUGGAGGAAUUUUUCAGGAGAUGGAGGUGUACGAUGAAGAUUUUUGUGGUAUGGAAUUCGCCGGCUUGGAUGUUUGGUGUUCGGCAGCAGAGAGGAUUGGAGAGUCUUCUUUAUCACAACAGAAAUGCCUGUGUGGUGGUGCUCUGACAAUUGAGCUGAAUUUCUUCAGUGGGUUUCUGAAAGAUGGUUUGUUCAAUAUGUUCCAAACUCAAAUGACUCCUGGGGAGAGGAGGGAGCAACAGAAGAAUGAGGUGGCAUUGCACUGGUUCUUAGAACUUCCUCUAUUGAAGGUAUGCAUAAACAGAAUCUCCCUUAGCAGUCUUGUGAUCUAG